AUGGACAUCAAAUUUUGCAAGACCAACCUCCUCAUUGAACACAAGGAGUUGAAUGGGAGACCCCCACUUCACACGUUAGUUGGGCAUGAGGAUGAUUUGCGAGAAGAGGAGCCUGAACUCGAUCGAGCUGAGGAUCGAGCUGAGGACCGAGCCCAAGUGAAUGAGGAUUUGGGUGAGCCUGAGUGCUACUAUUUUGAGGAGUAUGAAGCUCCAAGGAUGAACCCCUCUGUUGUGGCUGCUCACAAGAGGAUUGGACUUCUCCAAAAGUUCAACAAAUGGCAAGGGAAAGCCAUGAGAAAAUGCAAAAGUCCAUGGACAAGAUGGAGUAGAUCUCUCUCACCACUCCAAGGAGGCUCCUGCCCAAGAGCCUCACAGAGCCUCAUCAUUCGAGCCAAGGGAAGGAGAAACAACACGCAGAGGAGGAGGAAGAGUUCCAAGGCCGACGCUCCAACUCGACCACCGGACUCGAUCGAGUCCAAACAGAGGAAACUCAACUCGAUCGAGCUGAGGUCGAGUUGA
This is a messenger RNA of Microthlaspi erraticum, 519 nucleotides long. The record is from the annotation of a GenBank genome assembly. Lineage: Eukaryota; Viridiplantae; Streptophyta; Magnoliopsida; Brassicales; Brassicaceae.